This is a messenger RNA of Pygocentrus nattereri (red-bellied piranha), 2554 nucleotides long. It is a transcript of the gene r3hcc1, whose product is annotated as R3H domain and coiled-coil containing 1. Gene Ontology annotation, molecular function: nucleic acid binding. The coding region runs from base 1 to 1287 and encodes 428 amino acids. The record is from RefSeq and is a predicted model, not a curated record. The transcript has 8 exons. NCBI's taxonomy places the organism in Eukaryota, Metazoa, Chordata, Actinopteri, Characiformes, Serrasalmidae.
AUGGACAGUUGGAGUAAAAAGCUGUGGAAGAAAAGGAGGCAGGUUCAGUCUCCACAUCAUCUCACCACCCUGGCGGAUUCCUGCUACGAUGGCUGCUACCUCCCCAAGCAGGAAAAUCAGUUUGUUCAUAAAGUCCUUGAGGAGCUGGACGCCUUUCAGAAGAGAGAUGAUCAGAAAAGCGUCCUACUCUUCCCACCCCUCCCGAGCCGACUUCGCUUUCUGAUCCACAAGACAGCUGAGAACCACCCAAACCUGAGCACUUUUUCUGUUGGGGAAGCCUGGAGCCGCAGGGUAGCCAUCUGCUACUCCCACCUAAGGUUACCACCCAGGGAGGACAGCAGUGACACAGACGGUAGUUUAUAUGAGCAGCCGUGCAGGAGGGACAGGCGAAUGGAGGGAACAUCAAGCAGCCAACCAGCCGGACUGAGAUCCGUCCGCAGCAGAGGAACUAAAAGGCCAGAUAAAGCCAUCUACGUUCCUCGAGCUUUGAGGCAGAAGGCAUGUGAAAGCUCAGGUUCUGAUGAGCCCAGCAGAAGCUCCUCCAGUUGCUGCCUCAGCACUUCAGAGGAGUCCAGCUCAGACACAGCAGAACCUUCUGCAGCCAAUCCAGAGCCAGUGUUUUACAGCACUGAUGAAUCGGUGGGCGAGCAGGACAUGUUUAUGCAGGUUUCAGGGUCAGGGCCCUACCCCUGGCCUCCAGCCUGGGACCAGACUGUCUCCUACUUCAUGGCAAUGACCCUGGAGGACCAGGCAGAGGAGGACUGUAGUAAUAUCACACCCACCGAAUCACCUUGCCAGCCGCAGAACAAAGAGGAGAGCGAUGACUUCUACUCCGAGAUUACAGCCCAUCUGAAGGAAGGAGAGGUGGUGAUUGAGAAUGCCCAGAAUGAUUACUCCAGCUUUGAGAACGCGUGGAUUAACCAGGAAGAGUUUGCUCACGUCAUCGAAAUCUACGAUUUUCCAGCCAUUUUCAAAACAGAUGACUUACUGGACGCUUUUGCAGACUACAGUGAAGGUGGUAUGAAGAUAAAGUGGGUGGAUAACACACAUGCUCUUGGUGUGUUUUCAAGUGCAUCAGCAGCGAUGCAGGCCCUGUCCAUCAGACAUCCACUGCUGAAGACCAGGACACUGUCAGAGGGUAGUAAGAAGGCGAAGGGGAAAGCAAUGAGACGAGCAGAGUUCAUUCAGCCGGUGAAGGAGAGGCCGCGGACGGACACAGCAGUGGCUAGGAGGAUGGUGACCAGAGCGCUGGGCUUGAGGGGAGGAUCCAGAGGAAAGCGCUAUUGAUCAGGAGUUUGUACACCCACCACAGAACAACAGGAGUCAUUGCAAAACCUUUGUUUGCCCAGCAACUGCUUUACUGAGAGUUAGUUUCUUUGAAUUUGUUUACUCCUGCCCUUCAGCUCUACACUGUUUAGUGUUCCUGCUUUUUUAAUUAAUCUUCACAUUUCCGAUAUUUGGCUGUUAAAGCAAAAAAUCGGAGACAGUUUCCCCCCAUAACCCAGUUCAGGCCAGACACAUUUGGUUUUAUCAUGUAUGGAAAGUACCUUUAGUUCAUAUUGAUAGUCAAACAGUGUCAGAAACUAUAUAAUCAAGUCUAAGAUACUAAACACCUCCACACAGUUUGAGGCGAGUGAGUGAUGAUUCAGGCAUGCAGUUAACGCCAUGAUAAUUGGUAGCCAUAAGCUUCCACUACCUGCUAGCUACAUUAGCAACAACUCAAGAAGCAAACUUCAGACAUCAAACAUGUCGUAAUUCAUCGACUGCUUGUGGCAUUCAGGCAACUUGGCAAAACUGCAAAUAAAUUCCAAUGUGUCAUUUUGAAAAUGAAUUCUUGCUCUAAAGUUUGAGAAACAUUUUUGGCAUAAAUUCUUCUCAUCCCGUCUGAAAUUGCACUGAUUAGUUUUCACAAAAAUCACGCUUCUGUAAGUGAGGCUAAGAAAACUUUACUGAACUUGCUUGUUAGAAUAUUGUUUACAUUUUCUUUUAGUACCUAUGAGCAAAAUGUAGCAUAACUUUUUUUUAUUUUAUUGCCAUCCAGGUUGCUACUCGAUUGCUUAAGCAGAUCUACAUAAACUAAAUUUUCUCCUCAUUUGCUUUUAAUAAUGCUGCUCUUUAUGAAAACUAAGGGUGUAAUUUCGUCAGAAGAUUUUUAAUGCCUCCUUUAUUUGUGUAUUUUCCAGAAAUUAAAUAUUUGCUGAAAUUAAAUAUUUGACACAUUUUAAAUGUGCUCACUCCCAGUUUUGCUUUGUAAGUCUCUUUUUGUACAUAAACAGCAGUAAUUACAACAAGGUGUGGUGCGACAGCUGAGCAGCAGUAUUAAAUGUAGAAAACAGUCAGACAUUAGAUUGUGAUUGAGGUUUUAUAUUGCUGUGUGUUUAUUUGGGUUCUAAAGCUUGCUUUGUAUAUGCAUUUUCAUACGAUGUGAUUUGUUUACAGUUAAAAAUGCAGAUGGAAAUAUGCUGGUUCUUAUGUCAAUCCAUGUUUUCUGUUAAUGCAUUGUGUUUUGCCCUGUUAGUAAUUUAUCUAAUUAAACAGUUUUUUUUAAAUCUGA